AUGGCGAAAUUAAUCCCUAGCCUCGUCUCUUUGAUUCUUAUCGGCCUUCUCGCGAUCGCUUCCGCCAAAGUCAUCUUCGAGGAGCGCUUUGAUGAUGGAUGGGAGAGCAGAUGGGUCAAGUCUGAGUGGAAGAAAGAUGACAAGGCUGCUGGGGAGUGGAAGCACACUGCGGGAAAUUGGUCUGGUGAUGCUAACGAUAAAGGUAUCCAGACCAGUGAGGACUACAGAUUCUACGCCAUUUCAGCUGAGUUUUCUGAAUUCAGUAACAAGGACAAAACCUUAGUCUUCCAAUUCUCAGUCAAGCACGAGCAAAAGCUUGACUGUGGUGGUGGCUACAUGAAGCUGCUCAGUGGUGAUGUUGACCAGAAGAAAUUUGGUGGAGACACCCCAUACAGCAUCAUGUUUGGUCCCGAUAUCUGUGGCUACCAGACGAAGAAGGUGCAUGCUAUCCUUACCUACAAGGAAGCCAACCACCUGAUCAAGAAGGAUGUUCCGUGUGAGACUGACCAGCUCACCCAUGUGUACACAUUCAUCCUCCGCCCAGAUGCUACUUACAGCAUUCUCAUUGACAAUGUUGAGAAGCAAACUGGCAGCCUCUACUCUGACUGGGAUCUUCUCGCACCCAUGAAGAUCAAGGACCCCAGAGCCACUAAGCCUGAGGACUGGGACGAGCAAGAGUACAUUACUGACCCUGAAGACAAGAAACCUGAAGGACACGAUGAUAUCCCAAAGGAGAUCCCAGAUAGCGAUGCGAAGAAGCCUGAGGACUGGGAUGAAGAAGAAGAUGGUGAGUGGACUGUCCCGACCAUUCCCAACCCUGACUACGUGGGUGAAUGGAAGCCCAAGAAAAUCAAGAACCCCAACUACAAGGGCAAGUGGGAGGCUCCAUUGAUUGACAACCCUGACUUCAAGGAUGACCCAGAGCUCUAUGUCUUCCCCAAGCUGAAGUAUGUUGGAGUCGAAUUGUGGCAGGUGAAAUCAGGAUCAUUGUUCGACAAUGUCUUGAUCUGCGAUGACCCAGACUACGCCAAGAAGUUGGCAGAGGAAACAUGGGGCAAGCUCAAGGAUGCGGAGAAAGCAGCUUUCGAUGAGAUUGAGAAGAAGAAAGAUGACGAGGAAUCCAAGGACGCUCCUACGGAAUCUGCUGAAUCUGAUGCUGAAGAAGAAGAAGCAGAGGAAGAUGAUGGAGAUGAAUCUGAUAACGAAUCUAAGACCGAGGAGGAAACCCCAGAGAAAGACGCCCCUGCUCAUGAUGAGCUGUAA
Microthlaspi erraticum is the source of this 1263-nucleotide messenger RNA. The record is from the annotation of a GenBank genome assembly. Lineage: Eukaryota; Viridiplantae; Streptophyta; Magnoliopsida; Brassicales; Brassicaceae.